Molecule: messenger RNA, 945 nt
Organism: Fusarium pseudograminearum CS3096
Lineage: Eukaryota; Fungi; Ascomycota; Sordariomycetes; Hypocreales; Nectriaceae
Exons: 1
Coding region: 1-945 (314 amino acids)
Source: RefSeq, a predicted model, not a curated record
AUGGCUGAAACGAGAAGUUUCGCUGUCCAGCUAGAUGAAGUGAAUGAAGAGGAGUUCGAACUCCGCAUCAAGGCACAUGGCAAGAAACAGCACCGCAACUUUACCGGAUAUGACCAAAACAAACCUGCAGUAGUCUACGGUUAUCGACAUGCUACUGUCCACGGCUCAUUUGUGGAUGACCAGGAUCAGUCUCAAGACGGCAGUUUGAUCAUUCUCGACUGGCAUUUGUUGCCGAGAGACCCCAGCAAGAGAUUCAAAUUCGUCAGGAUAAAUGCCGUCUUCCAAGGGCCAGAAGGUUGCAAGUCAUGGGAUGAACCUUCUGUGUAUGACAUCGCCCCGAAAGGUAGCUUUGGCCUCUGCAGGAGCAACUUCACGGAAGAGAAAAAGAGGGAAUUGGAGGGUUCCUUGGGAGCCCAGUUUGGGGGAUCGGCAAGCGUCAAGGCCGUCUAUGGAUUAUCGACUUCGACAGUCAUCGGAGAUAAGAUCAGCAUCAAUGGGCAAGCCUACCUCGACUGCAAUAUUGGCGCAGAGCGUGAUCCAGAUGCAUGCAAUGGUGUCGAGUGGAACUUUUACGAAAACAAGUCCAAGAGAAGUGGCCUACCGACAUAUGUACGUACGGCAAUACUUGUUCGUCGCGAGACCGAUGAGGAGUUCACGGCAACAUUCACUGUCAGGGCCAAGGUCGGGACCUUGACUGAUAUGGAGUCGAAGUUGAAGAGGGUACUGGGGUACAAGGAUGAUCCAAUAGUGUUUGUACCGGGUAUGAAGGAAAAGACGGCUUUUGACGGUAUGACUGAUGAACUGCACAAGGUCAAUCUUCUGGAUCAAUGUAUUUUCAUCAUGGACAAUGAUGUACCUAGAGCUUCAGAUGAGAAGGACACAGAGGAACCACAGAUGGCUGAGGGUAAGAGUGACGUGGGGGUUACUGUCGAUAUUGCUAUUUAG